ACAACUAGGACAAUAAGUUUCACAAAGCAAGCCUAACCUAAAGCCUUAUUAGAUGCACCAUAUUCAAUUAGCACAUGAUAUAUCUUCCAAAACAAUUUAUUGAAUAACUUUUCACAAGUAUUUUCUUAUAUCAAGAUCCUAAAUUCCUUCAUAUCCACAAUUCCUUUUCUUAAAUAUCCUAGAUUCGAAAUUUGGUAACCUCUUGAACUAGAUCGCAAGAAAAAAAUCUCUUUUGAAUUCCCUAAUCUCAGUGUUAACAACUAACUUUUGACCGAACCAAAAAAGAAAAUACUCGAGCUGCGCGUAGGUUGACCCGGACAUCCAAAACCGUCAAACAAAAAAAAACCUAAAAAUAUUAAAAAGUCACAUUCCCUCUGCACGUUUACCUCUGGUUUUAAAACUCUUCUCUCUCUCAGGAGAAAAUCCUCCUCGACACCUCUCUCUCUCUCUCUCUCUCUCUCUCUCUCUCUCUCUCUGAAAUGCUAACCACACUCAUGAACGCAAGUGAUCUCCUUCCCCUUCAAAUGCUCCAACCAUCUCCUCUCUCUCCUCCAUCACCGAUUCCCAUUUCCAAUCCCUAGAACACACACCAUUACUACAUUCAUCACAAUGUCUUCGACCAAGCCCUCGAGCCGUUUCUUCACCGUCGGCCUCAUCACCUCCUGGUACUCCUCCAACAUCGGCGUCUUGCUCCUCAACAAGUACCUGCUCUCCAACUACGGCUUCAAGUACCCCAUCUUCCUCACCAUGUGCCACAUGACCGCCUGCUCGCUCUUCAGCUACGUCGCCAUCGCGUGGCUCAGGAUGGUCCCCUUGCAGACCUUGAGGUCCCGCGUCCAGUUCGCCAAGAUUUUCACCCUGAGCAUGGUGUUCUGCGCGUCCGUCGUCAGCGGCAACAUAUCGCUCCGGUUCCUGCCGGUGUCGUUCAAUCAGGCCAUCGGGGCCACGACGCCGUUUUUCACGGCGGUGUUUGCCUAUGCGAUGACGUUUAAGAGGGAGGCUUGGCUUACUUAUUUGGCUCUGGUUCCUGUUGUUACUGGUGUCAUCAUCGCCAGUGGGGGGGAGCCAAGUUUCCAUCUGUUUGGCUUUAUUAUGUGUAUUGGUGCUACGGCUGCAAGGGCCCUCAAAACGGUGCUUCAAGGAAUUUUGCUUUCUUCUGAAGGGGAAAAGCUGAAUUCUAUGAACCUUCUCCUGUACAUGGCUCCAAUUGCUGUCCUACUUCUACUUCCUGCAACACUGAUUAUGGAAGAAAAUGUAGUGGGUCUAACCCUAGCCCUUGCAAGAGAUGACAUUAGGAUCGUUUGGUAUCUGCUUUUCAAUUCUGCCUUGGCAUACUUCGUGAAUCUGACCAAUUUUUUGGUCACAAAGCACACAAGUGCUCUGACUCUACAGGUACUGGGCAAUGCUAAAGGGGCUGUUGCUGUGGUGGUCUCGAUAUUGGUAUUUAGAAAUCCAGUCUCAGUUACUGGGAUGCUCGGUUACUCACUCACUGUCGUUGGAGUUAUCCUAUACAGCCAAGCCAAAAAGCGUGGCAAGUGAAAGAUCACUCUUGAAACGCAUUGGCUGCAAAUUCCAUCUAUUUCUGUGUUCUUUACUCGAGGACCAGAGCAACCUUCACGAGGAUAUGUAAGUUUAAAUGAUACAUCAGUUGGUGUCGUGGGAUUUUCCCAUUUUGGCGUUGGGAUCAGGAUUCCAUUUGUAGCAGCAACAACAGCAACAUUAGCUGGAAUAGAAAAGUUUACAAUAAAGACUAAGAUUCGUCUAUCUAUAUGCUCUUCCCAACUUGGGGAUAAUGGGGCAGAUUUUUCUUAUGUUUUUUAUUCUUUCAGGAAAGGAUUGUAGAAUUUUGGUCCUACACUUACUGACAUUACUCAUUUUAUGUGUAAAGACAGAUAAUUUUAUCAUUUUAUGGAUCUUUUUUAAUUUUAC
This is a messenger RNA of Rhododendron vialii, 1929 nucleotides long. Its product is annotated as probable sugar phosphate/phosphate translocator At3g11320. The record is from RefSeq and is a predicted model, not a curated record. Gene Ontology annotation, cellular component: Golgi apparatus. Gene Ontology annotation, molecular function: antiporter activity. Lineage: Eukaryota; Viridiplantae; Streptophyta; Magnoliopsida; Ericales; Ericaceae. The transcript is spliced from 4 exons. The coding region runs from base 610 to 1539 and encodes 309 amino acids.